Messenger RNA from Beta vulgaris subsp. vulgaris (sugar beet), 317 nucleotides. RefSeq lists its product as uncharacterized. The coding region runs from base 32 to 310 and encodes 92 amino acids. Lineage: Eukaryota; Viridiplantae; Streptophyta; Magnoliopsida; Caryophyllales; Amaranthaceae. The transcript is spliced from 2 exons. The record is from RefSeq and is a predicted model, not a curated record.
UGAUGUGGCUUAUGGGGAGAGGCAUCCUCUUAUGGCUAUGGACAGUUUAGGUCCACAAUCUAUGGCGUACGAGAUUGUGCGGAUAGUACUUAGUGGAUUGGGUGUUGAGCUUCAAGGAGGAGUUGGAGCGCGUGACAUGAAUGAGACGAAUGUGGUUGCGGAGUCGAAGUCGGAUGAGGAACAAAAUGUUGCACAAAGGCGAAGGGGCCCUAGGGAUAACCUUAACCCAUAUCAGAGGAGGAUGUUGAGGAGGGGUCAAGGCAGUGUUAAUGUUGGGCAUGAAGAAGAAGGUGAGGAGAUUGGUCGGUAAAGAGGGA